Messenger RNA from Stegastes partitus (bicolor damselfish), 1595 nucleotides. RefSeq names its product chaperonin containing TCP1, subunit 4 (delta) (gene cct4). Lineage: Eukaryota; Metazoa; Chordata; Actinopteri; Pomacentridae. Gene Ontology annotation, biological process: protein folding. Gene Ontology annotation, molecular function: ATP hydrolysis activity; ATP-dependent protein folding chaperone; ATP binding. The transcript is spliced from 10 exons. The record is from RefSeq and is a predicted model, not a curated record. Bases 178 to 1449 code for a protein of 423 amino acids.
CAGCCGGGUCCUUCUUCCCCCUGCUGCAGCCGGUGCUCUGGAAGGUUCUAGCCGGAGCUAGUGGCGACGCCUCAAUCUGAGUCCAUCCGAAGCCGAACCGCGGUGUUCCAGCUCCCGGACUCAUCAGUCCCACUGCCAAGACUUCCCUUAACAUUUCCCAUCGAUUAGAAAGAGGCGAUGCCCGAAGCGAUGGCUGCACCGAAAGUCUCAAGCGGAGGCAAAAACAAAGGAGGGGCGUAUGUGGACCGCGACAAGCCGGCCCAGAUUCGGUUCAGUAACAUCUCUGCUGCCAAAGCUGUUGCAGAUGCCAUCAGAACAAGUCUGGGACCAAAAGGCAUGGACAAGAUGAUCCAGGAUGAGAAAGGCGAUGUGACCAUUACCAACGACGGGGCCACCAUCCUGAAGCAGAUGCAGGUGCUCCACCCUGCUGCCAAGAUGCUGGUGGAACUCUCCAAAGCCCAGGAUAUCGAGGCUGGUGACGGCACCACUUCUGUUGUAGUGAUCGCUGGAGCUCUGCUGGAUGCCUGCUCCAAGUCCCGUCGGUCAGGUAUCCACCCGACCACCAUCUCCGAGUCCUUCCAGAAGGCUGUGGAUAAGGGUGUCGAGGUGCUGACAGCCAUGAGCCGGCCGGUGCAGCUGAGCGACCGCGAGACGCUGCUCAACAGCGCCACCACGUCGCUGUGCUCUAAGGUGGUGUCGCAGUACUCCAGUCUGCUGGCACCCAUGAGUGUGGAUGCUGUCAUGCGAGUCAUCGAACCAGCCACAGCCACCAGCGUCGACCUGCAGGACAUCAAGAUCAUCAAGAAGCUCGGAGGGACCAUCGAUGACUGUGAGCUGGUGGACGGCCUGGUGCUGACGCAGAGGGUGUGCAGCACCGGUGUGACCCGGGUGGAGAAGGCCAAAAUUGGCCUGAUCCAGUUCUGCCUGUCCCCUCCCAAAACCGAUAUGGACAACCAGAUCGUGGUGUCGGAUUACGCCCAAAUGGACCGCGUGCUGCGAGAGGAGCGUGCUUACAUCCUCAACAUGGUGAAACAGAUCAAGAAGGCCGGCUGCAACGUGCUGCUCAUCCAGAAGUCCAUCCUCAGAGCUCUGAUAGCUGGCGGCGGUGCUCCAGAGAUCGAGCUGGCCGUGCGUCUGGCAGAGUAUUCUCGCACCCUGGGCGGUAUGGAGGCCUACUGCGUGCGGGCGUACGGCGACGCCCUGGAGGUCAUCCCCUCAACGCUGGCCGAGAACGCCGGUCUGAACCCCAUCUCCACCGUGACGGAGCUCCGCAACAGACACGCACAGGGAGACAAGAUGGCCGGCAUCAACGUCCGCAAGGGAGGAAUCUCCAACAUCCUGGAGGAGCUGGUGGUGCAGCCUCUACUGGUUUCCAUCAGCGCUCUGACUCUGGCCACAGAGACGGUCCGCAGCAUCCUCAAGAUCGACGACGUGGUGAACACCCGAUAAGUCUGUCCAGUGAGUUCUGUCAGUAAGCCUGCUCGUACUGCGAGGGAUCAGAGGACUCUGUCGACAUCCGUCUGUCCAGAUUUCCACUGUAGUUGUUACGUUGCCUAAUUUAAUAAACAAAGGCUUGUUUUUUUGUUGACACUCCA